CUGUCAAAAAUCAUACCGGUGAAUUUUAAAAUAUUUUGACAAUUUUAAAAUGGCGCAAAAAUUUUAUUUCUUUACAAUCUAUUAGAAUAAUAGACACGUGCAAUAACCAUGCCCACAAAACUAAGUUAUUCUGCAAUUAAUAAAAGGUUCGACUUUGCUGUUCCUUUAGAGGAUAUUUUUCCCGAUGUUGAUAUUCACCCAAGACUGCAGUAUAUUUUUGAACAAGCUUAUGGAAACUAUUUAGAAAGUCACCAACAUAUAGAAGAAGUUUUGAAAGAACCAUCUUUAAACGAAUGUUUACAAUUAAAACAGUAUGUCACUUUUGGAAAGCACUUGGGAAUAGAAAAUACUCAAUGGCACUCAGCUGGUUCCUAUUUUUGGUUAAUUCGUCACUUCCUAGGACAACUACCAUUACCUUUGCUGCCAUCAGUGACUAGUAGACAUAAGUACCAAUGGAAUGAGUUAUCAAUAAAAUGCAGAAGACUGUUACAGGCAGAUUGCAGAACAGAUGCUGAUUAUCGAUGUUUGUCAUAUAAUGUUACAAAAUGUUUGAAUCGUUUGCCUCUUCAACACAAAGUGUUACUCAAUACCUUGAUUAUGUUUAUAAGAGAAGUUUCUAAGAAAAGAAACUGUAAGAUGACAAUGAAAUGUCUGGCCAGAUACUAUUGUGAAGCUAUAUUCUCUAGACCAUUUAGACCAGGACAUAAUGAUAAGCAUGAAACAAUGCUUCCUCUUCUGAUAUUCAUGAUAACAAAGUGGCAUCACUUAUCUUUAAGAAUUGAGUUUGUGCCCUUCUACCAAAUUCAUAAGAAGUGUUUUGCCAAUAGCUGCUCUCAAACAAACUGGUUAACACAAAACUAUCAACUGAUAAAGCAUCUGAAAGAUGUAGACUGUCAAACGACUGUUGCUAUUCGUGCAACCAAUGAUUGCUCAACAGAUGAUAAUAAUAAUAGUCUACCACAAAUUAAUAUAAAUAUCUCAACCGAUAAUCUUCCAGAUAAUACCAGCAACAGUGAAGUCCCUUCUGGUAAAAAUAGCGACAUCCCCUUAAAGCCACACAGAACUUUUGUUAACAGCUUGAUGGAUAUAAAAGAAGAAGAUAUAGAGUGUGAAAGGUGUAAACAGUUUGAUAAUAUGUGUAGCAGCACUCUUCAAAAUGAACAAGAAGUUGCGUGGGACGAUGUUGUUAAAGAAAUUAGGUAUACCAUUCAGAAAGUGGAGAUGUAUGAUUAUGAAAGUGGAGCAAAUGAUCUAGAAGGAGGUACCUCAGGCACAUUUGACUCAACCUUUGAAUCUGACUCAACAUUUGAAUCUAUGAGAAACACUAGUCAAAAAACCGUUGGAAACAAAAGUAUUAACAAUAUUAAUGAUAGUGUGUACAAAACACCGCAAGGACAGCUACAGAAUACAUCUUUGUAUUACAGUUUUUGCCAAUCUGAAGAUGAACUUUACAGUAGAAAUGGAAGAGAAACUAAUAAUGAAGAUUAUUGUGAUAAUAUACGUAAUGAUGCUUUAAGCUGGGAAAAUGACCAGAAUGCUUCUGGUUUUAGUUCAAAGAUGAAGUUGAACAUCUUAAGAAUACUCCAUCCAAAGUUAAUUGAAGCAAAAGAAAGUUUAAAAAAAUUUUCUACUAAUUAUGUAAAAUAUAAGCCAUUGAAAUUUUAAAAUAUUUUAGGCUGUUAUUUAUUUUAUGUUAUAAUUAUACCUUUUAUUUAAAUAAGAAUGUAUUUGUUAUUCAGAAGCAAGAUGUAUUUUUUUCAGCUGAAAAUGUCUAGUUUAUUUUGUUUUGUAAAAUAAGUUUAUUUUUGAGAUUAUUUAAAAAUUAGCAUAGUAAAUUUUU
This is a messenger RNA of Diabrotica virgifera virgifera (western corn rootworm), 1840 nucleotides long. RefSeq lists its product as uncharacterized. The transcript is spliced from 7 exons. NCBI's taxonomy places the organism in Eukaryota, Metazoa, Arthropoda, Insecta, Coleoptera, Chrysomelidae. The record is from RefSeq and is a predicted model, not a curated record. The coding region runs from base 109 to 1665 and encodes 518 amino acids.